AUGAUCGCCGAUGAUUUCGAAUCCGAAUUCUAUGAUACAUCUUUAGAUAAAUUCGAGACAUAUGAAUAAUAUUUAGACGAGCACAUAACAGCCGAAGAUAUGUUUUAUUUAGAAGACCGUGAAUUAGCCCGCUAACUCCGUGAAUAAAAUAAUCAUAAUGCAAAAACCGAAAUUUUAACUCGAGAAUAAUUCGAGGCUAAAAAAUAAGCUGCCAAAGAGGCUAAAAACAAUCAAAAUAAAGACAAGACAAAAAGUCUUGCUCAUACCGAAAUAAAAAAUAAAGCAGCCCUUGAAAAGUGUGAUUUUUUGAAAGCUUUAGCAGCAAGAGAGUAAGAUGUUUUGAAUGGCUUAAAACAGAAGAUUUUAAACCGUAUUUUGAAGGGAAAAAAAAACUUUUACCAAGGACUACUGACUUGA
This is a messenger RNA of Ichthyophthirius multifiliis, 417 nucleotides long. RefSeq lists its product as hypothetical. The record is from RefSeq and is a predicted model, not a curated record. The transcript has 2 exons. Lineage: Eukaryota; Ciliophora; Oligohymenophorea; Hymenostomatida.